Messenger RNA from Trametes versicolor FP-101664 SS1, 1512 nucleotides. RefSeq lists its product as uncharacterized. The transcript is spliced from 2 exons. The record is from RefSeq and is a predicted model, not a curated record. Lineage: Eukaryota; Fungi; Basidiomycota; Agaricomycetes; Polyporales; Polyporaceae. Bases 1 to 1512 code for a protein of 503 amino acids.
AUGGCGGAUCUCCUUUCAGCGCUACCCGUCGAGCUGGUGAGCAUCAUCGGUUGUACGUCCACCCCAAGCGACCUGGCAGCACUCCUCCUCGCCAACAAGACACUCAACGAACACCUCACGCCGACACUCUACGCCUCCAUCGACAUCCAGUACUACAACCACGCGCAAUUCUGCAUCCGGACGCUUUCUGCAGAGCCUUCUACCCUCGCGUUCGGUCGGGACCUUGCUGCGCUCGUCCGUUCCUUCUCGCUGCGGUACGAGUACUAUGGUAACCCGACGGGAAAGGCGAAGCUCACACGGCGUCUGGCUCGCGCGGUGGGGCGCAUGACCGGCCUCCGAUACUUCGCGCUUGUCGUAGAUGAUAUCUUCACCCCCAAUGUCUGCGCGGCGCUCGCGCGGUCAGCCGCACCAACUCUGCGCUCUCUCACCGUCAGGGCAGACCUGCCGUCGAGGUGGCCAGACGGGAGCGACCCAGGGGUAUUGCGCAACGUCCGUCCGGUGUUCCCGGAGCUCACCUCCGUCUCGCUCGUGCUUGCGGACGAGUCGCUUUGGCUAGACUUCUUCGAGAAGAUCCUCACGCCGCGCGCGGGACACCUGUGCAACCUAUCCCUCAAAUUCUCGGCGACAUUCUCGGCGCCCCUGCUCUUGUCCUUAGUGCGCAACACCCCAUCGUGGGCGCAGCUGCAAGAACUCGAACUCGACGUUCCGGACGUACCCCUCGCCAUCCUUCCCUCUACGCCAAAUGUACGCAAGCUCACCCUGUCCUCGUCGAUAGAAGCAGACGCACUGGCACAGCUCGUCCUCCCUCCGCACGCGUUUCCCGUCCUUGAAGUCCUUGCUUGCCCUUACCAGCUCCUGCCAAAAUUCCUCCCCGAGGAUGCGCAGACGCAGCGCCCGAUCCGCACCGUACGCCUGAACAAUGCGUCCUACGAUGAGGCCGGCGGCAUUGGAGACUUCGACCGCUACGAGUCCUAUCCCCAAUGGGAGGAGCUGCUCGAGGUGCUGCGCUGCCUUCCGCGCUCGGCGGGCCCGGUGAUGGACCUCAGUUUCUACGUUGACUGGUUCGAUGCGUCAGCGUUUGGCGAGGACCUGGCGCCGUAUGCGGCGACGCUGGAGCGGCUGGUCGUCGUCCUGCGCCAGGACCCGGGUCGCCAGUCUGCAAUCGCGACCUUCGGGGAGACGCUAUUUGCGCGUACGCCCAAGCUGCACACAUUCCUGCUGUCGGACGCGCCCAUCAAGGCGGACGACUAUGAGUUCUUGUUCGCGGGGCAUCGGCACACACAUCUCCGCUGGCUCGAGGAGUGGGACGAGCACCCCAAUGCGCUGAAGAAGGUUGCAUUUGCGACCGACCUCGUGUGGGCGAGGACGGAGGAUGGGUGGCAGGCGCCCCCCAGGAACGAGGACAGCGAUGACGGAGGUGAUGAUGAUGAUGAUGAGGAGGAGGAGGAGGAGGACAGCGAGGACGACGGCGCAGUGGAGAGCGACGGAAGCGUCAUGGUCGAAUCCAACUAG